Messenger RNA from [Torrubiella] hemipterigena, 4844 nucleotides. The record is from the annotation of a GenBank genome assembly. NCBI's taxonomy places the organism in Eukaryota, Fungi, Ascomycota, Sordariomycetes, Hypocreales, Clavicipitaceae.
GGCGGGAAGCUUUUCUGCACGCUCUCCAUCGAAUUCUCCCAACCACCAUCGCCUCUCGCCCCGGCGCAAUCAAGCAGUAGUCCGAAAAAGACACGAUUGGCAUUGCAGGUGAACCACGGGCCAUCGUCACCACUGCCCUGUUUGUCAUGCAAGCGAAACACGAGACCUGCUGAGUGGACGAAGCGCUGGCACUCGUCAUCGCGCAUCGAGGCCGCCGCCCAUUAAACACAGAGGCAGAAGACUGUGCAUCUCGCAGACGGUGCCUACCGAUUUAGAAUAUGUCUGCUUAUCCUCGGCAUGUGCCUCUUGCGCCGCGCGCGCGCUUGCAGCAGCAGGAACAUAGAGCUGUGACUCCUGAAUCCGACAACGAAUCCGACGACGACCAAGACGAUGUGCCCGCCAUUGUCGAUACCCCUAUCCUCGAAUACUUUGUAAUCAAGCAGGAGGUGGAGCUAAACGUCAACUUUCGCGACCGAUGCAUCGAUGGCACCACCGACAUCUACAUUGUGACCUUUAGCGACAAGCUGGAGGAGAUUCUGCUGGAUGCGGCACAGUGCCAGAUCAACACCGAUGCCAUCACGAUUACCGAUAUGCGCGAAGUCAAUGGCGAAGCGGUCGAAGGAUACAAACGAAAAGCAGCCGCGGAAUACACAGAUCCCUACUCGAAGCUGUCGCACCCAAAGGGUAGAAACUGGCAAGCGGAGCAUCACGACCUGCGUCGCAUCCGCUCACGUCGAGUCUUUCACAGCAGAAAGACGGACAUUGCGGCGGAAAACAGAGAGUUUGAAGGAUGUACGCCAGUGUACGGCUCGCUAAAGAUUCGAUUGCGCGGAAGGGAAGAUCAGGAACGACCAAGGUUGAUUAUAAGGAAGUCGACGCUCGGUCUGGACUCCAACGAAAAGUCCCACCGACAACUCAAGAUUACCGUUCCAUUUAUAAACAAGAACCCCCGAGACGGCAUUCACUUUGUGGGUGUCGACCCCCUCGACAAACGCUACACGCAUAUGUAUACACGUCACUCCCUCCAGCCCGGCACAGCAUCUUGCAUCUUUCCAUGCAUUGACGACCACGGCUCCCGAUGCGACUGGAAGAUAACAAUAAAGUUUCCCCGCACAAUGGGUGAUGCUUUAAAUCAAGCUCUAGCAUCCAAGAAGGACGAUCGUAAGAAGGAUCGCUCCUUGGUGGAAGAAGAUAAGCUCAGGGAAAUGUUUGCUGUUUGCUCUGGCUUUCUGAUGGAGGAAGGCAUUGAUCCUAAAGAUGAUCGAAAGAAGAUUAUGGUAUUUGAGCCAGAGAAGAAGGUGUCUGUGCAGAAGCUGGGCUUUGCAAUUGGCCCCUUUGAGCACAUUGACCUGUCAUCCGAGUUCCGAACAGAAGAGGACGAAGUGAAGCUGGGUAUUAGCGCUUUGAAGGUUUAUGCAUACUGUCUGCCUAGAAGAGGCGACUGGGUGCGCCACACAUGUGCAGCCCUCACCAUGGCGGCCGAUUAUUUCACCUAUUCCUUUGCACGAUACCCCUUUGACAACUUUAAGCUCGUCUUCCUCGAGGAUAUGGAGGAGGACACGACCAUUGUACAAUCCUUGGCUUUCGCUAGCAACCGUCUGCUCUACCCAGGAGAUAUCAUGGAGACGGAAAUCGAAGUAACAAGAAAACUGGUCUUCACGCUGACCUCGCAGUGGAUUGGUAUCAACAUGAUUCCCAACACGCGACACGACCUGUGGUUGGUGCUGGGCAUUGCCCAUUACAUGACUGAUAUUUUCAUGAAGAAGCUCUGCGGUAACAACGAAUAUCGCUUCCGCGUCAAGACAAUGUCAGACGAGCUUAUUGAGAAGGAUGUCGGCCGACCCUCGCUCUACGAUAUUGGUCCAGCGCUGCAUCUCGGCGCCUUUGAACAGGAAUUCUUGGCUCUCAAGGCCCCGGUUGUCUUGUUUAUUCUCGAUAAGAGACUUGUCAAAGUCUCUGGUGGAUAUGGUUUGACACGUAUACUGCAAAAGCUUCUCACAAAGGCUCAGAUUGAGGGCACUGACCGAUCAGCCAUUCUAGACACUGAAAAGUUCCGUGUCACUUGCGAAAAGGGAGCAAGAUACCAACUGGAAGCGUUUUGGAACCAAUGGGUUUACGGCUCGGGUUGCCCCCGGUUCGACGUCAAGGCGCGUUUCAAUAAGAAGCGUCUUUGCGUCGAGUUGUUCCUGGAACAAGUUCAAAGAUCGGCUGUGAAGGAGCCGCUACUUGAGAAGGAUGGCUUUCUGCGUGCAAUUAAGGAGCGCAGAGCCGAGGUGCCUAUUGGCGACGUACAAGCCUUGUUCACAGGACCCAUGACUGUUCGAAUCCACGAAGCUGACGGUACACCUUACGAACAUAUUUUAGAGAUUCGCGACGAUGGUUCUCGAGCCAAAAAGUUUGAAAUUCCUUAUAAUACAAAGUAUAAGAGAUUAAAGCGUACAAGACGCAUCAAGGAGAAGAACAGUGCUGGAGCAAGCAUGACCGACAAUGCUGACGAAUCGCUGCUGUACUCUCUUGGAGACGUUCUGCAGACGCCCGAAGAGAUGAAGGACUGGGAGCUGACAGACUGGGACUCGGAUACAGAGAAGAAGAUGGACCAAGAGUCCUACGAGUGGAUUCGAUUGGAUGCUGAUUUUGAAUGGGCUUGUGAUGUCAAGCGCCCGUUGCCAGCGUAUAUGUAUGUGUCGCAGCUGCAGCAAGAUAGGGACGUUGUAGCGCAGCAAGACGCCAUCCUCUACCUUGCCAACGGACCUUUGCACCCGAUUGCUGCUGGCUUCCUGUCCCGAACACUCUACGACAGCCGCUACUUUCACGGAAUCAGAAGUCAGGCGGCGCAUGCCUUGACGCGACAGGCCAAUAUUAAGGAUCUUCCCAUGCGUGGCUUGCGUCAACUGAUGCGCGCGUUCCGCGAAAUGUAUUGCUAUGGACAAACUAACCAACCACUCCCCAACGACUUCUCCGACAAGAGGCAGUACCACGUGCGUUGCUCCAUUCUCAAGGCCAUCUCGGCUGUUCGAAACGACGACCAUCGCUGCCCCAUUGAGGCGCGCCGACUGAUCAUGGACCAGCUGCGCCUCAACAACAAUGAGCAUAACCCAUACUCAGAUCACCUAUAUAUUGCUAUGCUUGUUGAAUACCUGGCUCAAGCCAUGAUUCCAUCACAGAAGGAUGACUGGCUUGCUCGCCAGAAGAGAAUCCAAACUGCUGAAGAGACGCAGUUUAUCGAAGACGCCGUGGAGCAGAUUGAGAGAGUGCUUCGCCGAGACGAAUGGACUCACUCAUACCAGAACUGCUGGACAAUAUCGGGCCUAGAUGCCAAGCAGCGCCUGAUGAAGGCUGAUAUCAUCCCCAAGCGCAUGGAAGAGUUCUUGCAGUACUUGCUGGAUGGAACAAAGGACCUCAUUCGCAUCAAGAGUUUCGACGCCCUGAUUGAUCUGGGGGCAAUUGCCGAUCCAACACUCUUUGCCUUCCUCAUGUACGCGCUCAUGACCGAUAGAUCGCCGUAUGUUCGCAAGCGUCUUAUUGAGUCCCUCGCGCGUGGCCUUGCUGCGGUUGCGUUUGGUGAGCAAACAGAGCCGACCAAGCAGGAGCCGUCCGCGGAAGAAGCCGACGGCCUCCUCCUUGUGCAGGACAGUGCGGCAGAAAUCGAGGCACGCAAAGAAAUGUUUGCCCGAAAGGAAAAUCUCGACGCUGCACUCCGGGCAUUGAAGAAGGAGAUGGACCUCAACUUUAGCGCGCACAAGGACCAGCUGAAUGCCGCUGUCCAAAAAGCCAUGGAUCAUCCAGACCUGGGCCGCGAUGAAGUGGAUAGUCUCCUCGAUAUUGCGUCCAUGAUGUUUGAUGAGGCAGAGAAGUGGAUUUUGAGUCUGCAAUAUCCCAAGGCUUGGAGGGUACAGAAGGUCUCGCAGCACAAACACAAGUCCUUGAUUAUGAGCUUCCGCUCUCGCUUUAGGACGAAGCCUAAGGUGCCUCUUCCGCCAAUCAAUCCUGACGUGAAGCGGCCCAUCACCCUCCAGAGAAGCUCCUCCAUCAAGAUCACCACUAAGCCAGCUACACCACAACGCACCGCGCUGCCUGGCGCUACGGGAGCCACCAACGGUGUCAAGUCGGCCUUGGGAGGACCACCCGUAAAUGGCAACGCAGCACGCCGAUCAGCAUCAGCUACGCCGGGCCCAGUACCGAAACGACCUCUGGAUGACAAGGCACCUUCGCCAGCACCAAAGCGUCCCAAGACAGAGGUGGAACUGGGCUCUGCCAUUACCCGCAAGGUGGUCACUCUUCGCACCUCCAACCCAGCGAGGCUGGCCGUCAUCUUGGGCCAGCCGGUGCCUACAUCUACACCCUCGACGGUGAGAACGGCGCUUCCAGGCGCUGCCCCGAGACCAGCUGUUGAUGCAACACCAAAGCCAGCAAGAAAGCCGCUUCCUGGUAGUGUCGAGAGGACUCCUGUUCCGAUGCUAGCACCAGUACCAGCACCAGCACCAGCGCCCUCUACACCGGCUGUAUCCUCUGGAGCUGCGCCGAAAAUAGUCACGGCAACACCUGCUGCGGCUCCUCCCAAGCCUGCUCUCCCAGUCCUCAACACUACACCAGCUAUAGCUGCUACACAUAAACCGGCUGCUGCACCGGAGACUCCUGUGUCUGCCCGGCCCAAGAUCAAGAUUAUCAGAAAGCCACAGCCACCACCUGCAGCUUGAGUUUGGCGAGUUUGUUUAUUCUAAAGUAGAAAAAGUUAUUUUAACGUGGGCGUUUCGGGUCUCUCUUAUUCGUGGCGUUUAGAGAGAGCACUUUUUUGUGUAUAGUAAUACUCUUCAAUUUUAUCAAAGAUUAUAAUUGAUAUUGUC